Molecule: messenger RNA, 2141 nt
Organism: Toxotes jaculatrix (banded archerfish)
Lineage: Eukaryota; Metazoa; Chordata; Actinopteri; Toxotidae
Gene: nif3l1
Product: NIF3 NGG1 interacting factor 3-like 1 (S. cerevisiae)
Exons: 7
Coding region: 513-1814 (433 amino acids)
Cellular component (GO): cytoplasm; mitochondrion
Source: RefSeq, a predicted model, not a curated record
AAUAUAGCGGCGUCGUUUCAGUGUGUGGUUGUAGUUAAUGUUUGCUAACUGGCUAGCUGUGCUGUUAGCUGCAUGCUCUGGAGCUCCCACAGUUACUGUAGUAGACCUAGAAGGUUUGAAAAGACAGUACAGCAUUUUAUUUAUUCAAUACAAGAGGGUACUAAAUAUUGGACUUCAGGCUCACAAAUCUUCACUGUCUCAUUAAAUAAGACAUUGGAAAAACAGAAAAUUCAUUGUUCAUUCAGAAUGCACACAGUGAACACGUUACUGUGCAGAAUGCUGAUUCAUGUUUUAUAGCAUUUUUAUACUGUAUAUUUUUAAGGAUUUGUGGCUUUCCUUGGUCUUAUGUGAAUUUGAAGACACUGUUUACACUAUUACCUCUUGUUUUAUAGACCAGAAGUUAAACCGUUAAUUUAGAAAAUAAUCAAUAGGUUUUUCCAGGUUGGUUUCACUCCUGCAGCAAAUUGUAAAUUUUUUAGACUGGAAACUGGAAUCAGUGAAGGUCUCCACUGAUGUUGACUGGAUGUAGAAAUCUCUCUCUGACAUUUUUAUCGCUCACCUACAGAGGAUUUCAUACCAGGAGGACCCUGAUCUCACCCUCUGCUCUUUGCUCUUCUGCCUCAACAGUUCCAUCCCUCCCUCCAUCUCUCCCUUCACCAUCUCACAGUCUCAGUUUCUUGACAAGCCAAAAAAAUUCAGUUCCCCUGCAACUAUCUGUUCACUUUUCCUCCACCCGCUCCCUGUCUCAUUCUACUCACUGUUCAGGACUGAUGGAGCUAAAAGAGGUUCUGCAGGUGCUGGAGCAGCUUGCUCCUCUGUCACUUGCAGAGUCGUGGGACAACGUUGGCUUGUUGGUUGAGCCAAGCAAAUCUCGGCCUGUCAAAACCAUCCUGCUAACCAACGACCUUACAGAUGCUGUCAUGGAGGAGGCAGAGACCAUGACCUGUGACCUCAUUAUCUCAUAUCACCCUCCGUUGUUUCGGCCAAUCAAGCGUCUAGUUCAGAAAGAUUGGAAGCAACGAUUGGCCAUUCGGGCAGUGGAGGCCGGGAUUGCGAUCUUCUCCCCUCACACGUCUUGGGAUAGUGUUAAAGGAGGGGUAAACGACUGGCUGGUCGGCGGACUUGGUAGCGGCCAGGUGUCUGUGCUGAGUCAGGCCCUCGGUGGCGCCUCGCACAGUCACAAAUUGGAAUUCAUGGUCAGGAGCACAGAGGAACUAAACACUGUCAUGGAGGAACUGAAGGCUUGUGAUGGUGGAACAACACUACAGCAUUCAAUUAGCAGACCAGACAACAGUUGGAUCCAUGUCAGUUUUACCUGCAGUGACUCAGCGCUGACCCCCAGUGUCCAGGCUCUGUUACGACACACCUCUCCCAGCCAGUCCCUCACCAUCCUAAAGUUAGAGAAGCCCCCUCUCCCAGGCCACGGCCAAGGGCGACUCAGUUUGUUGGACCAGCCAGUAACCGUGGCAACAGCCAUCCAAAAAAUGAAGUCUCACCUGGGUUUGAAUCACCUCCGUUUGGCUCUAGGAUUGGGGCAGACACUAGAGUCCUCUGUGCGUACUGUGGCUGUGUGUGCUGGAUCAGGGGCCUCAGUACUGAAUGGGGUCAAAGCAGACCUUUAUAUCACAGGUGAGAUGUCCCACCAUGAAGUGCUGGACGCUGUGGCAAAGGGAACCAGCGUCCUCCUCAGCGAUCACAGCAACAGUGAGCGGGGUUUUCUGGCUGUGUUCAGGGAGAGGCUGGCUGUGCGUCUUCCUGACAACGUCACUGUGGUGGUGUCCAAGGCUGACAGAGACCCUCUGGAGGUGGUCUGACCAGCUUUCAGCUGUAGUUGCACUAUAUCUGAAUCAUUAAUGCCUGUUGGGUAAAUUGCAGAUCUUUUGAUCAGAGUAACUGUUUUCUUACAGAAGCAAUGUCUGCUUUUUGCAAUAGUCAGUUCAAGUGUUGUAUAAACAACCCUAUUUUCCCUUCAGGCUCUUUAUGUAAAACUAUCUAGUAGCCUUAAAAGAGUAAAACAGUAUUUCUGAAAACAUCUGUGGCUCAUUUAAUGAUGAAAGUGCUUCCUUGGUACAUCUUGUACUAUUUAUCAUGUAUUUCUGGCAGGAUCUUAAUAAAAAUGGGCCCUGGUUGAUCAAAAAAAA